GUCUGAGCAGGCGGGGAGGGAGCGGAGCGGAGGACCCGAAACAAACGGACAGAACCUGUGACUCUCCGCAACUUAACCGGACAAGGGAUCACCCCCACCUGAUCAACUACACUCUCAGGUUCCAGACUUUACUUGCAGCCUUACCUGUCUAGCUGAGAACUGCCGAUUCUUCCAGAACUCCAUGACAUCGUUGUCAACAGUAACGUUACACAGAAAGCAGGUCGAUGACGUCGUUCUGACGAGCAGCUGAGAUGUCCAAUGACAGCGAGGGAUCGGUGAAGGGGGAGGCAGCCAUGAUGCCAUCUCCCUCUGGCUCCGCCUCCUCUCAGGGACCGCCCCUUUCUCCAUCCAAACCACCUGAGCUGCCAGAUGAACUGGUGCAGGCUGGAUGGUCUAAGUGUUGGUCUCGGAGGGAGAACCGUCCGUAUUAUUUCAACAGAUUCACCAAUCAGAGCCUGUGGGAGGUCCCAGUGCUGGGUCAGCAUGACGUCAUCUCUGACCCUUUAGGUCUGAAUGCUGCCCCAGCAGAGGGCGGGGACGCUAACCUUGGUAACGGUCAGAGGAAGAGGAGGAGCUCUGAGGAGCAGGGGGCGGGGCCUAACAGCAUUAAACGAGCGAAGGUGGAGCCCACCACGCCCAUCUCUCCCAGCACCCCUGGAGUCAAACCUUGGAACUCUGCCCCCGAAGACAAACAGGCCCAAGCAGCCACACCCACAACUCCGAGCCCCGCCCCCGCUCCAUACAGACCGGCUGUGAUCUACUGGGAUCUGGACUCCCAGACCAAUGCUGUGAUAAGAGAGCACCCCCCUGCCAACCACCUUCCCCCCCACCCUGAGAUCGAGCUGCAGAGGGCUCAGCUGGUCACCAAACUUCGGCAACACUAUCACGAACUGUGCCAUCAGAGAGAAGGUAUCGAUCCGCCCCGGGAGUCGUUUAACCGCUGGCUGCUGGAGAGGAAAGUGAUCGACAAAGGUCAGGACGCCUUACUGCCGAGCGACUGCGACCCAGUCAUCUCCCCGUCCAUGUUCAGAGAGGUCAUGAACGACAUUCCCAUCAGGUUGUCGCGUAUUAAGUACAAAGAGGAGGCUCGGAAGCUUCUAUUUAAAUACGCAGAAGCCGCCAAGAAGAUGAUCGACUCCAGGAAUGCGAGUCCAGAGAGCAGGAAGGUGGUGAAGUGGAACGCUGAAGACACCAUGAGCUGGCUGCGCCGAGAUCACUCCGCCAGCAAGGAGGACUACAUGGUAACCUAUGUUAACUUCUUAAAUACUUAUUAACCCUUUAACACCUAAGCUUAAAAAGCCUUAUUUGCUUACUUGCUUAUUUUGACUAUAAAAAGGUCAGACAAUGUCCUGUGAGUAAGUGCAUUUUCCAACAAUACCUGGAA
Cottoperca gobio is the source of this 1384-nucleotide messenger RNA. It is a transcript of the gene pcif1, whose product is annotated as phosphorylated CTD interacting factor 1. Gene Ontology annotation, cellular component: nucleus. Bases 252 to 1274 code for a protein of 340 amino acids. The transcript is spliced from 10 exons. The record is from RefSeq and is a predicted model, not a curated record. Gene Ontology annotation, molecular function: RNA polymerase II C-terminal domain binding; mRNA (2'-O-methyladenosine-N6-)-methyltransferase activity. NCBI's taxonomy places the organism in Eukaryota, Metazoa, Chordata, Actinopteri, Perciformes, Bovichtidae.